AUGUCGCGAUUUGGCCUACCUGUUGAUGUAUUUUUCAGUUACCACACCCACAAAUACCACACUAAAAUCCACUACCACACCCUCAAAUACCACACUAAAAUCCACUACCACACCCACAAAUACCACACUAAAAUCCACUACCACACCCACAAAUACCACACUAAAAUCCACUACCACACCCACAAAUACCACACUAAAAUCCACUACCACACCCACAAAUACCACACUAAAAUCCACUACCAUACCCACAAAUACCACACUAAAAUCCACCACCACACCCACAAAUACCACACUAAAAUCCACUACCACAACCACAAAUACCACACUAAAAUCCACAACCACACCAACUACAACUCCUACAACCACACCAACUACAACUCCUACAACCACACCAACUACAACUCCUACAACCACACCAACUACAACUCUUACAACCACACCAACUACAACUCUACACACCCCACUACAACUCCCACAACCACACCAACUACAACUCACUACGAACCACAAAUCGCAUACAACUCUAAACACUCACCCACUACAACCCACAACCACACCACUACAAACUCUACAAACCACACCCAACUAAAAACUCUUACAAACACCAACCCACAACUCUACACUCACAACCACUACAACUCCCACAACCACUACAACUCCCACAACCACACCAACUACAACUCCUACAACCACACCAACUACAACACAACCACACCAACUACAACUCCUACAACCACACCAACUACAACUCUUACAACCACACCAACACAACUCCCUACACGCACAACCAACUACAACUCCUACAACCACACCAACUACAACUCCUACAACCACACCAACUACAACUCCUACAACCACACCAACUACAACUCCUACAACCACACCAACUACAACUCCUACACUCACACCAACUACAACUCCUACAACCACACCAACUACAACUCCUACAACCACACCAACUACAACUCUUACAACCACACUAACUACAACUUCCACAACAACACCAACUACAACUCCUACAACCACACCAACUACAACUCCCACAACCACACCAACUACAACUCCCACAACAACACCAACUACAACUCCUACAACCACACCAACUACAACUCCUACAACCACACCAACUACAACUCCUACAACCACACAACUACAACUUCCACAACCACACCAACUACAACUCCUACAACCACACACCAACUUACAACUCCCCAACCCACCAACUACAAACUACAACAACUCCUACUAACCACACCAACUACAACUCUUACACCACCACACCAACUACAAACAACUCUUACCCCACACACUACAACUCCACAGACAAACCAACUAACAACCCCUACAACCACCAUCACUACAACCCCUACAACCACACAACUACAACUUCCCCACCACGAACCAAACUAA
This is a messenger RNA of Pecten maximus, 1410 nucleotides long. RefSeq names its product histidine-rich glycoprotein-like. NCBI's taxonomy places the organism in Eukaryota, Metazoa, Mollusca, Bivalvia, Pectinida, Pectinidae. Bases 1 to 1410 code for a protein of 469 amino acids. The transcript has 2 exons. The record is from RefSeq and is a predicted model, not a curated record.